Messenger RNA from Mytilus californianus (California mussel), 2869 nucleotides. RefSeq lists its product as uncharacterized. NCBI's taxonomy places the organism in Eukaryota, Metazoa, Mollusca, Bivalvia, Mytilida, Mytilidae. Bases 229 to 915 code for a protein of 228 amino acids. The record is from RefSeq and is a predicted model, not a curated record. The transcript has 6 exons.
ACUUAUUAAGACGGUUGGACGAGUCGACAUGUCAAAGCCCAUAAUUAUUCACCCGGAAAUGUAUACUUUUGUUUUGUAAAUACAGUACGUAAGUACUUAGAUUAUAACAUAUAAGAUUCAGACAUGCCUUGGUUGUUCAGCUUACUUAAGCCACGUAGGGACUAUGAAAUAUAAAAUCAAUAUCAGUGAAUUUUGUGAUUGUAGGGGAAAUAAUGAAGGCGUAUCAUAAUGAUUGAGUUUGAAAUUGAACACGAGGAAAGGCCAAGACACCGACUGGAAAUAAAGAAAAGGGGACACUUGGACAACAUUAGAGAGGGACCUUAUAUAACACACAACGUAUUGAUAACGCAUGCUGAUUUCCUGAAGUCUACCAACAAAGACAAAGACUUAACAUUGUACAGAAUAUUUCCCACCGGUGGCGGAUAUAACUAUAUUGGGGAUAUUGUUGCCUUGGUAACGUGGUACUUUGUGGUAGUCUUCAUUGUUGCUUCAAUACCCAUAGCAUGUUACUGUGAGAAUAAAGUCAUAAACAUAGCUAAUGCUAUCGUCCUCUGUAUCAUCCUCAUAUAUCAUAUAAUUGCUCUCUAUGCUGUGACGAAAAAUAGGAAAAAGUUCCGAAGAGCUUGGUUUGUAACUGAGACGUCAGCAGAGAAAUACAUGGGAUUACAAAACUAUUUCGUGGACGUGUCUAUAGACAAUGCUCUAGAACUUCAUUUUGUGAACAAUGGCCAAAGACAGAAAAUUAUUACAAUGUUGUCUAACAAACAAGUGCGCAGUAUGCUGCUAAUGUUAUGUACGAAAUCCUACUGGAGAAGCCGAGUUGUAGACCCAAUCAUAUGCUUGUCUGUGACGUCAUGUAUAUGUUUAAUUGGAAUGUUUGUACAAAUUAUUACAUUGAGAGUUUUGGGAACGUAGCUUGACUUGAGUUCGCUAUAGAUUAUAAACCAAUACUGAGUAAUAAAUUUCAUGCAGAACUGAAAUAUAUAUACAAGGCUUAAACCAACAAAAACUCUGUCAUCACCUUUGUGAUCGAUACAAAUAUUGCAUGGCCUUUGACACUUGCAUGAUCUGGUAUGCUUCAUUUUACAUUAUUUAUUUUUGUAAACGAAUUGAUACACUGGUUUCAAAUGUCAAAUGAUAUUUGUAACUUUAUUUAGUAACGUUAAUAUGUUGAAAUUACAGAAUGAUAUUUGCUAGAAUAGAAAUGCACAUAUUUGUUCACUUGAUAGUCAACAAACAACUUGAUGUCCGUUUAACACAAAGUUUAUUCUGUGCAGUAUUAUAUUUCUCCAGAACUGGUUAAUAAUUGUAUAGUGGUAGUGUAUCGAAGAACCACUGACAGUAUAAUAUUGGUCAAACGCAAAUCAAUUAAUAUGAAGUGUUUAGAAUUCUGAAAUAAAACGCCCAAAACAAUCUUGCCAAAUUUUACCGGUGUUUCAAAUUAUUUACCAUUCAGCUAGCAUCAUCUGCCUUUUUUUAUGUUUAAAGUAUAACUUAACAUUUUAGGAGUAUUAUAUGAUGUUAAUCACACUAUGUUUGAUUGUAGCUAUUAUUAUGCCAAGCAUACUUUUGUAAUUUAACCUGUAUAUAAUGGUUGUAAUCUGUAUGUAAGGAUGACUAGACUAUUUAACGUCCAGUGGCACAUAUUGUAUACUUAUUAAGAACGAGAAGAUGUUAUAAACUUUCGUGGUACUUGACCUAAAGCCUUAGUCGUGUUUUACGUACUAGUUCACUAGGUUAGAUCAGGUUAUAGUUCACAGCCCUUCGAAUUCGUGCAUUCAAGGCACUUAUACAACAAUACCAUCGAGGUGAUUCAAUACAUAAGUUUAGGAAACUUGUGUCUGAUCCUUUUUGAGCAAGUAAAGUCAAUUAUCUUUAUGGUGAUUUUACUUGAUGUUGUCCGAUAUUGAGGGAAAUUUGGAUUUUGCCAUUUGAUAAAGGACUUUCCGUUUUGAAUUUUCCUUGGAGUUCGGUAUUUUUGUUAUUUUACUUUUUAUUUUGGUACGUGAUUCGGUUUCAUUCAGUUUAACUUGGCACUUUAUUUGGCAUAUUAACUUUUUUGAUUCGAGCGUCACUGAUGAGUCUUUUGUAGACAAAACACACGUCAUGCGUACACAAUUAUAAGCCUUGUAACUUUGAUGAUUUUUUUUAUCUAUGUGUAAUAUAUCUAUGUGUAAUAUAUCUAUGUGUAAUAUAUCUAUGUGUAAUAUAUCGAACAACGUGACUAAAAACAUUAACGUUAGGUUUUUCUACAACUGUUAUUGUACAGUAGUCCAUGUUUACACUUAUUUUAAACAGAAUUGUGUUAUCUUAUUUUUGAAAAUAGUUUGUCAUAUCUUUAUUAUAUUUAUAAUUUUUCAGUUCAACUGAUUGAUAGAAAGACAAAUUUCAUAUGUGAUAAUGUAUUCAUCUUUUAAAAGACAUUUUUAUGUACGUUAUUUUUUUAUCAUUGUAUAUCACGUCGAUGCAGUUGAACAAUAUAAAUGAUUUGUUAUAAACCAAAGACAGCUAUGUUAUUCUGUAUGCAUGUGGCAUGUUACUUACAUACUCUGUAUGCUCCACGCAAAUGUCAUUAAUACCAGUGGGAAAUUUAGUGGCAAAAAAUUACCUCCCCUAUACAAACACUGAAAACUUGAUCUCUUCAAAUUUUUGCACGUUCUCCAUAAGGACGAUAUUGAUUAUAUAUUCUCACGAAAACGUUCUGGUAAAUAGUAAUAAUAAAUUGAAAUUGAAAUAAAAAAAAAAUGACCAUAUAAUGUUACCAUUUCCCUCUUAAUAUAGCAACGAUGAGAAAAGCAGGCUGUAGUAGUUUUGUGUAAAAGUGGUUUGAAAUGUUUCUACAAAGGCGAAUAAAUUGCUAGUGUACCAA